Molecule: messenger RNA, 446 nt
Organism: Ochotona princeps (American pika)
Lineage: Eukaryota; Metazoa; Chordata; Mammalia; Lagomorpha; Ochotonidae
Gene: TNP1
Product: transition protein 1
Exons: 2
Coding region: 69-236 (55 amino acids)
Biological process (GO): spermatid nucleus elongation; spermatogenesis; chromatin remodeling
Cellular component (GO): nucleosome; male germ cell nucleus
Molecular function (GO): DNA binding
Source: RefSeq, a predicted model, not a curated record
AGGCCUUAAAUACCCACACUCUCAGCCCCCGGGCCUCGCAAAGCCCCUCAUUUUUGGCAGAAAUCACAAUGUCGACCAGCCGCAAAUUAAAGAGCCAUGGCAUGAGGAGGGGCAAGACCCGCUCUCCGCACAAGGGAGUCAAGAGAGGUGGCAGCAAAAGAAAAUACCGGAAGGGCAGCAUGAAGAGUAGGAAACGGAGCGAUGAUGCCAAUCGCAAUUACCGCUCUCACUUGUGAAUUCGCCAGCAGGCUCUGUCCUGGUGGGCUCCAAACAGCACCAGGCAGCGAUGUGGCAACAGAAGGGGAACUGCCAAUGAGGCCGGAAGUUAGAUCAAAGCCAAAGAGCCGCCUAUGGAGUGUGGAUAAAAUGACAAUCGUGACAAAAUGAGGAAUGUAUAUGUUGGCUGUUUCUCCCCAAUAACUCAAUAAAAUUUUGAAAACUGAAAA